Messenger RNA from Pan troglodytes (chimpanzee), 7513 nucleotides. RefSeq names its product MCF.2 cell line derived transforming sequence-like 2 (gene MCF2L2). Gene Ontology annotation, molecular function: guanyl-nucleotide exchange factor activity. The coding region runs from base 227 to 4246 and encodes 1339 amino acids. The record is from RefSeq and is a predicted model, not a curated record. Lineage: Eukaryota; Metazoa; Chordata; Mammalia; Primates; Hominidae. The transcript has 30 exons. Gene Ontology annotation, cellular component: cytoplasm.
CUCCCAGUGCAGGUGUGGCCAGCGGAGGCCAAGAACUGCGUGGAACAACCCCAAGCGGGGGAAAACACACGCCAGCCGCCCCCCGGGUCAGGAGCUGGGGCAAGCAGCGGCGCCUCACCCAGCCUCCCGCUCCAGCUCUCCGGGCCAGCCCCCUUCUCUCCGCGGCUCCUCCGCAGACACCGGGCGGGGAAGAAGGAGGGGCGGAGACCUGGCCGGCGCGCGUCUGAUGAUCCCGACCCCGGUGCGACUGGAGCGCCUCAGUCACUGUCUCCCCGCCCCACGGUUCCGAGUAAGGACCGGAGCUCCACUCCGGGGGUGGAGCGCGGGCUCCCCGCAGGGAAAGGUGCGCAGCGUUCCCGACCCCAAAACGAGCGGCGCUUGGGAGGGUGCGUGCCUCCCCGAGAGCCCCGGGCGCCACCCGUGGGCUGGACGAGGUGGGCGCUGCGGCGUGGGGCCGGCGGCGCAGAGAAGCCACGGCCACCUGCCGCCUCCCCUGCACCUGGCGGAGCAUCCCUCACUCUACAGUCCCUGGAGGCGGCGCCGGAAACCUGGCGGCCGGGACCGCGAUUCUGGAAGCCCCGGCGCUCGCCCGGCCGGAGGAGCCGGGGCGCGGUUCCGGCGAGAUUGGCGACUUGCUUCCUUUUGCAGAACGGCCGCUCCUCUCUCGGUCCAGCUGCGACGCUGGGAAAGCGCCAGACUUGGUCUGUCACGGGAGCCCCCGCGGGGCGUGGCGAGGGAGAGCUGGCCUAGGCUGCGAGGGACUCUCGUUUCUUGCCUGGAGAGCCAGGAAGAGGGCGAGGGCAGAGCAUCCUUGGGCGGAGAUGCCUUUAAAAAAUCAUCCACCGCAGCGGUAGAAACAGUUUUGUUUGGCUUUAUUUAUACGGAAUGGUUUUUCAGUGAAAUGCUGUCUUGCUUAAAAGAAGAGAUGCCUCCCCAGGAGCUCACCCGGCGACUGGCCACAGUGAUCACUCAUGUCGAUGAAAUUAUGCAGCAGGAAGUCAGGCCCCUGAUGGCGGUGGAGAUAAUAGAACAACUUCACAGACAAUUUGCCAUUCUUUCAGGAGGCCGAGGGGAGGAUGGCGCCCCCAUCAUCACGUUCCCAGAGUUUUCGGGGUUCAAACACAUCCCAGAUGAAGACUUCCUGAAUGUCAUGACCUACCUGACUAGCAUCCCCAGUGUGGAGGCUGCCAGCAUUGGAUUCGUUGUUGUUAUCGACAGACGAAGAGACAAGUGGAGCUCCGUAAAGGCAUCCUUGACACGAAUAGCUGUGGCAUUUCCAGGAAACUUACAGCUCAUAUUCAUCCUUCGUCCAUCUCGCUUUAUCCAGAGGACAUUCACUGACAUUGGCAUUAAAUACUAUCGAAAUGAGUUUAAAACGAAAGUGCCGAUCAUCAUGGUAAACUCUGUCUCUGACCUUCAUGGCUACAUCGACAAAAGCCAACUGACCCGGGAAUUAGGGGGGACUUUGGAAUAUCGCCACGGUCAGUGGGUAAAUCACCGCACUGCCAUCGAAAACUUUGCCUUGACCUUGAAGACCACUGCCCAGAUGCUGCAGACGUUUGGGUCCUGCCUGGCCACAGCAGAGCUGCCCAGAAGCAUGCUAUCCACGGAAGACCUUCUCAUGUCCCACACAAGGCAGCGGGACAAGCUGCAGGAUGAGCUGAAAUUACUUGGAAAGCAGGGGACCACAUUGCUGUCAUGCAUCCAAGAACCAGCAACCAAAUAUCCCAACAGCAAACUCAAUCUCAACCAACUUGAGAAUGUAACUACCAUGGAAAGGUUAUUAGUUCAACUGGAUGAAACAGAAAAAGCCUUUAGUCAGUUUUGGUCUGAGCAUCAUCUGAAGCUUAACCAGUGCCUACAACUACAGCAUUUUGAGCACGAUUUUUGUAAGGCUAAGCUUGCCCUGGAUAAUUUGCUGGAAGAGCAAGCAGAGUUUACAGGCAUUGGAGACAGCGUGAUGCACGUGGAGCAGCUUCUUAAGGAACACAAAAAACUGGAGGAAAAAAGCCAGGAGCCCCUGGAAAAGGCCCAGCUGCUGGCACUGGUUGGGGACCAGCUCAUCCAAAGCCACCAUUAUGCAGCAGAUGCCAUCAGGCCCCGGUGUGUGGAGCUCAGGCACCUCUGUGACGAUUUCAUCAAUGGAAACAAGAAAAAAUGGGACAUUUUAGGAAAGUCCUUAGAGUUUCAUAGACAGCUGGACAAGGUCAGCCAAUGGUGUGAGGCAGGAAUCUACCUCUUGGCUUCCCAAGCUGUAGACAAGUGCCAGUCUCGAGAAGGGGUUGACAUCGCCUUGAACGACAUUGCGACAUUCCUGGGCACAGUCAAGGAGUACCCGUUGCUCAGCCCCAAGGAGUUUUACAACGAGUUUGAGUUGCUGCUCACCCUCGAUGCAAAGGCCAAAGCCCAGAAAGUUUUGCAGAGGCUGGAUGAUGUCCAGGAAAUAUUUCACAAGAGGCAAGUGAGUCUGAUGAAACUGGCAGCCAAACAGACUCGUCCAGUGCAACCUGUGGCCCCACAUCCUGAGUCUUCACCAAAAUGGGUGUCAUCAAAAACCAGCCAGCCCUCCACCUCGGUCCCUCUAGCUCGUCCUCUGAGAACGUCUGAGGAACCUUAUACGGAGACAGAGUUGAACUCCCGGGGAAAGGAAGAUGAUGAGACUAAAUUUGAAGUCAAGAAUGAAGAAAUCUUUGAAAGCCAUCAUGAAAGGGGGAACCCUGAGCUGGAGCAGCAGGCCAGGCUCGGAGACCUUUCCCCCCGCAGGCGCAUUAUACGUGACUUGCUUGAGACUGAAGAGAUUUACAUAAAAGAGAUUAAAAGCAUAAUUGAUGGAUACAUCACUCCAAUGGAUUUUAUUUGGCUAAAGCAUCUAAUUCCAGAUGUUCUUCAGAAUAACAAGGACUUUCUCUUUGGGAAUAUUAGAGAACUUUACGAAUUUCACAACAGGACUUUUCUAAAAGAGUUGGAAAAGUGUGCUGAGAACCCUGAACUUCUGGCACAUUGCUUUCUCAAGAGAAAAGAAGAUCUUCAGAUAUAUUUUAAAUACCAUAAGAAUCUGCCCCGAGCUAGGGCAAUCUGGCAAGAGUGUCAAGACUGCGCCUACUUUGGGGUAUGCCAGCGCCAACUGGAUCACAAUCUCCCUCUUUUUAAGUAUCUUAAAGGACCAAGCCAGAGACUUAUAAAAUACCAGAUGCUGUUGAAGGGUCUGCUGGAUUUCGAGUCUCCUGAAGAUAUGGAGAUAGACCCAGGUGAACUAGGAGGCUCGGCUAAGGAUGGGCCAAAGAGAACCAAAGAUUCAGCAUUCUCAACUGAACUACAACAAGCUUUGGCAGUGAUAGAGGAUUUGAUCAAGUCCUGUGAGUUGGCUGUGGACCUAGCAGCAGUGACUGAAUGUCCGGACGAUAUUGGAAAACUAGGCAAGCUGUUGCUGCACGGCCCUUUCAGUGUCUGGACAAUUCACAAGGAUCGUUAUAAAAUGAAGGAUUUGAUUCGAUUUAAACCCAGCCAGAGGCAAAUCUACCUAUUUGAAAGGGGAAUAGUGUUCUGUAAGAUACGAAUGGAGCCUGGGGACCAGGGAUUGUCUCCUCAUUACAGCUUCAAGAAGGCCAUGAAGCUGAUGACACUUUCAAUUCGCCAGCUUGGAAGGGGGAGUCAUAGAAAGUUUGAGAUUGCCAGUCGAAAUGGACUUGAGAAAUACAUCCUGCAGGCAGCUUCAAAAGAAACCAGAGACUGUUGGUUUUCAGAAAUAAGUAAAUUAUUGAUGGAACAACAAAAUAAUAUCAAAGACCAAGGAAAUCCACAGUUUGAAAUGAGCACGAGCAAAGGCAAUGGAGCAGGAUGCGGACCAUGGAUUAAAAAUAUGGAAAGAGCUACCACUAGCAAGGAAGACCCAGCCUCCAGCACAGGAGGGAUUAAAGGCUGCUCCAGCAGGGAGUUUAGCUCCAUGGACACCUUUGAAGACUGUGAAGGCGCAGAAGACAUGGAAGAGGAGAGCAGCGCUCUGAGUCUCGCCGGCCUUUUCCAGUCGGACGACAGUCACGAAACCUGUUCCUCCAAAUCUGCUUUCCUGGAGAGGGGAGAAAGCACCCAGGGAGAAAAAGAAGAACGCGAUGAGGAGGAAACGGCGACCCGCAGCACGGAGGAGGAGCGCGCUGGGGCGUCCACGGGCGGGCUGGCUCCUGCGGGGGCGACGGCUGGUUUCCAGGCGAGGGCGCUGCGCCCGAGGACCUCCGCCCAGGAGAGCUGACCUCCCUGCGGACGCCCCCGCUCCUCGGCUCCAGAGCGCCCGCAUUCCCGGGAGAGGCGGUGUGGGAGCCCGGGCCCUGCCCAGCUACGCAGAAAGCAGCCGGAGCCUCGGCGGCGGCAGAAAGGGGACAACCAGGGCCUCCUCCCAGGAGCCCGAGGGGUGCCCUGGGUGCGCGCCUAGCUCCGCACGGGGGACCUCGGAGCUGCUCUAAGGCGCCUGCAGAGGCGAGCAGAGCCCGCAGCCCACGCCUUCUCAACCGCGCACUUCGACGUUCGGAGCCGGGCAGUUCUUUGCUGUGUGGGCUUCUCUGUGCUCCCACGGUAGGAUGUUUAGCAGCAUCCCUGGCCUCUACCCACUAGGUGCCAGGAAUGCGCCACCCCAUCCUCCACCCCACCCCCAAAUUGUGACAAUCAAAAAUGCCUGCAGACACGCCCACAUUUCUCCAGGGCGGGGUGGGAAUCGGUUGAGAGCCGCUUAGCCCGAGCCUUGGAGGAGCCGGAGCCGCUCAAACCCGGCGGGGGCCGCAGACUGGGAGCUCCCGGUCCGCCUCCCAGAAUCCCUGCGAGCGUUCAUGGGGUGUUCGUGUUAGUGCCGAGAUUGCUUCGUUGUAGAGAGAGUUCGUUCCAAGUUACUUUCUGAGGUAUUUUAUGUAUCGAUUGAUUAGUUUUUAAAUGAGUUUUGUUAUUUUCAGUUGUAUUUUUAGUUUUAUUAGUUGAUUUUCAUUUCUUUGUAGCUUUCUAGUUAUUUAAUUUUAUAGUUUCAGUUACUGGUUUAUAGUUAUUUUCAAAGUUAUAUAGUUGUUGAGUUGUUCAUUUUCAGUUAUUUAUAUGUAGUUGUUUUGUUUUAGGAGUUAUAGAUGUUCAAAUUAAUUUGCUUGGAAUUUAUUUAUUUAUUUAUUUAUUGAGACGGAGUCUUGCUCUGCCGCCCAGGCUGGAGUGCACUGGUGUGAUCUCAGCUCACUGCAAGCUCCGCCUCCCGGGUUCACGCCAUUCUCCUGCCUCAGCCUCCUGAGUAGCUGGGACUACAGGCGCCCGCCACCACGCCCGGCUAAUUUUUUAUUUGUAUUUUUAGUAGAGACGGGGUUUCACCGUGUUAGCCAGGAUGGUCUCCAUCUCCUGACCUCGUGAUCCGCCCGCCUCGGCCUCCCAAAGUGCUGGGAUUACAGGCGUGAGCCACCGCGCCCAGCCGGAAUUUAUUUUUAAUUAUCUUUACAAUUAUUAUCUGAGUUAUUUACCUUCAUAGUUAUUUCACUUUAUCUUAUUGAAGUUUUUGAGUUAUUUAUCUUUAUAGUAACUUAUUUGACUAUUAAAAACUCACUGGAAGUUGAUGAACUACUGUCAACUUAUUUAUUUUCAGAGUGAAAUGUUUUAAUGAAGGGUUUCCCCUAGUUAUCUGGUUUUCGAGUUGCUUAUGUUCACAGGUAUUUAUUUUCAGUUAUUUUAUAUUUGAGUUGUUUAUUUUUAUGUUCUUUUUUUCAAGUUACUUGGUUUUUAGUUAUUUCAUUUUCAGCAUUACUUCAUAUUUGAACAUUAUAUUUUCUGAAUUUUUAAAGAGUUUUUGAGGUAUUUAGUUUUUGAGCUAUUUUCAGAGUUAUUUAUUCUCAGUUAUUUCUUUUCAGCUUUGUAUUUGCCAUUCAAAUUUUUUUUCUGUUCUUUAUUUAAUUUUCAGAUUUUUUUUUCUUUUUUUUUUUUUUUUUUUUGGAGAUGGAGUUUUGCUCUUGUCACCCAGGCUGGAGUGAAGUGCCGCAAUCUUGGCUCACUGCAACCUCCGCCUCCCGGGUUCAAGCAAUUCUCCUACCUCAGCCUCCCAAGUAGUUGGGAUUACAGGCACCUGCCACCAUGCCCAGCUAAUUUGUUGUUGUUGUUGUUGUUGAGACGGAGUUUCUCUCUGUCACCCAGGCUGGAGUGCAGUGGUGCAAUCUCGGCUCACUGCAAGCUCCACCUCCCGGGUUCACGCCAUUCUCCUGUCUCAGCCUCCUGAAUAGCUGGGACUACAGGCAUCUGCCACCACACCCGGCUAAUUUUGUUUGGUAUUUUUUUUUUUUUUUUAGUAAAGAUGAGGUUUCACCAUGUUAGCCAGGAUGGUCUGGAUCUCCUGACCGGGUUUUGCCAUGUUUGCCAGGCUGGUCUCCAACUCCUGACCUCAGGUGAUCCAUUCGCGUUGGCCUCCCAAAGUGCUGGGAUUACAGGUGUGAGCCACCGCACCCGGCCCUCAGAAUUAUUUAGAGUUAGAAUUCUUAGUCUACUAGUCAAGUUUCAAUCAAGAGACACUGUAUCAGUUAUUUCAAGAGAGAAUUUAAUAUAAAUAAUUGUUAUCCAGCUAGUAGAGAUUUAAAAAAAAGUAGUGAUAAUGAGAUAUCAUGAAGAUUUUGACUGCAAGCUCCCAGCCCAAGGACUCAUACAACAAAGAAAAGAGGUUGAAAAUAUCAAAACUCAGAAAUAUGAAGGUGGCCCUAGGGCUGGGGGUUAGUCCUCUGAGGAGGAGGCACCAUCAAUGGUACACGUGGCCCAAGGGCUCAGAGCUCAAGGUCCAGGAGCUGGACGCAGAAUUCUGGAGAGGGGACAUGGCCAGCCCGUGCUGCUGUCUCUGAAUGGGCAUCAUCAGGCUGGUUAUAGGAGUGCUAGGAAAAUGGCAAGCUGGAACCAACUCCCGCUACUGGAACCAGCUGUCACUCUCAGGGUGGAGACAGGAUGCUGACAGUGGGGGUGGGGUGGGGUGCACACAGGAAGGAGCCCGUGGUGGCCCUGCACCCCAGAGCUGGGAAGGGUGGGCUGGAAGCUUAAUUACCUGCACACUCAGCUUUAGAGUUACAUAGAGUUAUGUUAGGAUUCCAUUAGUUUUGGAAUUGUCAGGGGUGAUUUGAUUUCACAUUUUCAUGGGAUAUGGGAUUGGGAUGAGUCUUCAGUCUCCUGGUUUGUUUCUGGAAUAGAGUGGGCCACACCUCCCAGGAGUCUCCCCCAGGGGACUCAAGACAAUCACUUUAGAAUUCAAGAAAACAAAAAUAGUGUGUCUCACUUUGUUCAUAAAGAAGCCCUUUGACAACGUGGCCAAAAAGGGGCAGAGCCUAAGGGACAGACUCUUAGAAAGAUGCCCUUGGAACAGGGUCCCGCAGAGUGUUCCUCUCAAAUUCUUUAGAACUUUACGCUGUUUUGUGGGGCCACCCUCUCCCACGCCCUUUCCUAACAACACAGUGUCUUUCUUGAUAGAGUGUGUUUCAAAUUUGUAGACUGUUUGCACAAUAAAAUAAAGUUCCUCCCAAAUCAAGAA